Hydatigera taeniaeformis is the source of this 2715-nucleotide messenger RNA. NCBI's taxonomy places the organism in Eukaryota, Metazoa, Platyhelminthes, Cestoda, Cyclophyllidea, Taeniidae. The record is from the annotation of a GenBank genome assembly.
AUGGAUGCGAAUGAACUCAGUUCUCCUGAAUUGGGCAGUGCAAGAGGCACAAUUAGUUGUCACUCAUCCGAAAUCGACUUUAAUCGUACCAACAAUGGAGGCAGUGACAUGAAUCCUAUCUUGAAUAAUAAGUCAGAAGUGAAGAAUCGAAAUGCUGAAAAAGAAAAACGGAUAAGAGACAAAGCAGGGAACUGGAUGGGUGAUGGUGACACGUUAAAUUUUGAAGUCCCUAAGCGGGAUGAUGGGGUCAGUGACUUUACCAACUCAAAGGAGAAAGGUAAGUGUGGAGGGUUACAAAGUGACAUGAGCGAGCUUUAUGAUGAACUCGAAGACUCUACAUUCUGUGAGGACGAUCCUUUUCCCAUGACCAAAAGAAACCCACUGUAUCAAACGAAAGGAAAUGGAAGUGCUGUGUGCGAAGAAAGAGAGGAGGCGGAAUGCACGAAGGAGAUAAGAAAAACGAGGCCAGUUACUCCACGGUACAUAGAGCAGGAUGAGGAGAUUGGGACUGACACUUUUUAUGACUUAUACGAGGAAGUUGGUAUCGAAGAAGAGAAAGUCGUAACCAAUACAAGCUCCAUCACCCAAACGGAUUCGAGGCUCGAGACAAUUUUACGCCUUUUAAGAAGAUCAGCAAAGUGGUUGCCAUCCAUUCGUAGGAUGAAUAAUCGUAUCUUGAUUUGGAAAGCUUCCGCAUCUGGCAAGACCAGGAGAAACAAAGGCUCCGCUGUUAAGACGGCUAAAAAUAUGAAGACUUACACUCCUGAGAUUAUUCAUAAUGCCAUCCAACACAGAGAAGAUAUUACUAAGGUCGUGUCGCAAAAUGAAGUGAGUUAUGAAAGCGAAUGGAAUGCCGACGCAGAAUACGAAUAUGAUGAAAUGACAGAGUGUGAACAGCAGUCUACAGAAGGAUACCUCAAUGGAAUGGACCCCAACGGUAAUGCUGACUUAUAUGAUGACAUUGUUCCAAAGGAUAAUUCUCGGGCAAUACACUCCGCAGUCGAUGAACCACUAUCGAAAACCACCAACAGUAAAAACAAAUGUAUCGAAAAGAAAUGCAACAGUGUAAGAAGGUUAAAGAGUGCAGAAUCGCCGAAGCCAUUAAAUACGGAAACUGACUAUCGAAAGCAAAGUAGUGAAGCUGCGUGUGAUGGAAAACUCAGUGACGAGAACGAUGGUGAUGAAAUUUACACGAACGCGGAACUGUUUAAGGGAUUGUCCAACAAACUCAAAACCGCUGAUAGUCCACCUCCCGUCCCACCAAAAAUGUUCCAGACUACCCAACCCCAUGGCAGUAAGAGGGGAACUGAUGACAAAGCACAGGUGGCUCAAAUCUCAAAGAAAUGUCACAAUGAUAUCUUUAAUGCAUUUGGAAGAAGACAACUUUCACUAACUAGAACUAUAUUACCGACAAAGAAGCACAAUGUUCGGAGUAAAAGAAACCUCGGAAUGCUUAAAUUUUGGCCUGUGAGGCCUAAGCAUGAGAAGAAACCUGUCAACUCUGAGGAAGUAAAUAAAAUACAAACUAGUGCUGAAGGUCAUGUGGAGAGAUUGCCUGAUGGCAAAACUACUACUAGCUUUCCCUAUGAAGGAGAAGGCGAAUACGAGGAGUAUUGUUAUCCGGCUGAGUUAGUUGAGCCACAGCAACGAGAUAAAGCCAAACUUCCCUACAUUAAGCCGCAUUCAAGUAUGAAUGAACCCAGGACGUUGGAGAAAAGCAGCGACAUGCUUUCCAAUAUGGAAGUCUGCAUGACUGAAGACUUUUAUGAAGAUUCUGGAACAUCUCCAGAGCGAUUAUCUAUGCACUGCCAAGGAAAACUUAUGGAUAGGUGUGAAAAUGGUUUUAACUUGCAACCAAAGAGUGAAAAGAUGGCGCAGACACCGAAAAUGAAGCGCUAUGAAGACGUGCAAAAAAUAUCUGAUCGUCGGCUACCUGCUCCACCGAUUCCAGUGGGUGAUGGGGCGGUGAAAGCUACAACGAAGGUAGCAACACCAACGAGUUCACUGGUUAUUGUAGGUAAUCAGAGUUGUCUGCAAAUAAAAGAGGAAAGGGGAAAGGAACAAGUAUCAGAAGGCCAACCAAGAACUACUCCUCAAACCGGCAAAACAACAAGUUUAAAUAGUCAAGUUGCAAAAAGUGAAACCCCACCUCCUCGUGGUGAUAUUGUGGGGCUGUUAACACUACAAUCAAAUGUUAGAGCAAAAGCAGACAACGAGGCUGGUUAUCUAAAAUCGACACCACAACCAAAGAUAGUCCCCACGAUUCCACCUCGACCUCAUUACAUUCCACAAUCUCUCCUUCUUAAACUUGCCAUUUCAAAUGCGGUUGAGGUGCAUAAACGUUCAUCAACUCCUAAAGAAAUUGAACAGUUAAUCACUCAAACACAGGAGCAAACGAAUGGUGUAUCAAUAGAAACAGGGAAGCCUAAUGCAAAGUCACCUACGACAGUGAGAAACCAGGACCCAAUCAGCAGUGAGGAGAUAAAUUCAACCAAGGUUGAGGCACGCAAACGUCUACCGACACCCAAGGAAAAUGAACAGCUAAGUAACCGAAGACAAGAGCAAACGAACAGUGACCCCAUGGAAAUAAAGAAACUAAAUGCAAAUCCAUCCACUACAAUGGAAAAUCAGGAUUCAGUCUGCGAUAAUGGAACUGCCCUGGCGCUGGAGUGUGAAAACGAUCUCUACAUGCAACUGGAAGAUUGCUGCACCUAG